AUGCAUACAGAGCGAUCAAUACGUUCUCGCAAACGACCACUUUCACAGCAACUAUCCGCCGACGCAUCACCCAACCAGACUCGCAAAAAGCGAAAAGUCAAGCAUCCCAGCGGGUCCCAGCUCCCUGCAGCGUUUUGGGAUAAUCUGUCAGAAAUUUGGUUGACACAUAACGCACUUCAGGAGCUCGAUCGAAGGAACAAACAAGCUCCAGCAAACGUUUCCCCAAAACACAAUCCUCGCACAUUUCAGGAAGGUGCGACCUGGUAUCGGAACGGCAGGGACUGGGCAAAGGAGCAAAGAGACGAAGCAAUAAGACGAGCAAACGAGAAAGCUACUCAGAAUAUCAUUAGGUCCAGUGCCGUAAAUACGAGCUUCAGCACAGUUUGUGAAGUAUCGAGUACCGAGUCAAUCACUGAGCAAUCCUAUUUCUCGUUCAGCGGCACAAAUACAAUUGAGACACAUUCAUUGCAGUCGACACGUUCACUUUCGCCAAAACCAUCUCAGGAGGAAUAG
Molecule: messenger RNA, 513 nt
Organism: Talaromyces stipitatus ATCC 10500
Lineage: Eukaryota; Fungi; Ascomycota; Eurotiomycetes; Eurotiales; Trichocomaceae
Exons: 2
Coding region: 1-513 (170 amino acids)
Source: RefSeq, a predicted model, not a curated record